CCGUUCUCCCCGUUUUUUCCCUCAAAACGGCGGGCGAGCACCGCCGCCGCCCCCCCCUUAACGGCGGGCCCGGCCUCCCUUUGUGGAGGACUCCGCCGCCUCUAUGGCUCCCCGCUGCCCAGAGCGCCGCCGGGGCGGGGCGGGGACCGGGACCGGGACCGGGAGCGGGCGGCAUGGCGUGCGGCCGGGGGGCUCUGAUCGUGCUGGAAGGGGUGGACAGGGCCGGCAAGAGCACGCAGGGCCGGCGGCUGGUGGAGGCGCUGCGGGCCGGCGGGCACCGCGUCGACCUCCUCCGCUUCCCCGGCCUUCAAUGAAAGAGAAACUAUGUCAAGGGGUCACGCUUGUGGUUGACAGAUAUGCCUUUUCUGGAGUGGCCUUCACAAGCGCCAAGGAGAACUUCUGCGUGGACUGGUGCAAACAGCCCGACAUAGGACUCCCAAAGCCAGAUCUGAUUCUGUUUCUUCAGUUAAGCCCAGAGGAAGCAGCAGCACGAGGAGACUUCGGAAGUGAACGUUACGAGAACAGCCUCUUCCAAGAGAAAGUUCUACAGUCCUUCUGUCAUCUGAUGAAGGACAAGACGUUAAAUUGGAAGAUAAUUGAUGCUUCAAAGAGCAUAGAAGACUUGCACAGAGAAAUUAAGUCCAUUGCAGAGGAAACCAUGCUGGAGGUACAGAAUAAACCUUUGGGAGAACUCUGGAAAUAAAACUUAAUACAGGUUAUUCUUUUAGACCUACCAGAAAAUUCACCUCUUGGACCUUCCUUGGGUGGAUGACAUCUCUACAUCACGUUCUAGUUACUACAGCUUAGGUCACGUGUAUUCUUCCUGGUCCAGCAUGGUACUGGUGUGCUUUUGACUGUGCCUGCUUCUCCUCUUCCAUUCUCCAUGGCCCCCGCUGCUUUUUUUAUAAGCAAGCAUACAGAGAGCACAAAACAUUCCUUGUGAAAGCUUCCCUGCUUCAGGUAGGAUCUCUUGUUGUAGGCUUGGUCCUGUAAUGUAGAUUUGGAUACUGAGCCCAGAGCUUCCCCAAACGUGAUCCGCAGCAACAGGUGGGGAACAGCCUUCCCAUAUUUGAAGUUCCAGAGAACUACCAUGUUUCUGGUUCUUCUUUCUCUCUAGUGGAAUGCAUCCCAUGUGCUAAAACCAGCUCUUAUAAUGCUUUCUAAUAAAUUACUCUUUUAAACGUUU
Molecule: messenger RNA, 1186 nt
Organism: Cygnus olor (mute swan)
Lineage: Eukaryota; Metazoa; Chordata; Aves; Anseriformes; Anatidae
Gene: DTYMK
Product: deoxythymidylate kinase
Exons: 4
Coding region: 104-703 (199 amino acids)
Biological process (GO): dTTP biosynthetic process; dUDP biosynthetic process; dTDP biosynthetic process
Cellular component (GO): mitochondrion; cytosol; cytoplasm
Molecular function (GO): dTMP kinase activity; ATP binding
Source: RefSeq, a predicted model, not a curated record